GAAGGAAUGGAUUGGAAGUUGCCGUGACGAAGGAAAGCCGAGGCGAUCAGGCGACCCACACCUGUCCAUCCAUCUAGAACGAACGCGUCCUGUGUUGUUGGCUUCGCUUCCCACGCGCACGCGGAUCGGAGAGACCGAGGCUUCUUCUUCUUCCCCCACCUGCGUGUCGAGAAGGUUCUAGAGGGUUCGAGAAGGGGGGGGGGGCUGCUGCCGCGAUGGCUCUGCAGUGGAUGAUCCUUGCGUGCGUGGUGGCGGCGGAGGCGGCGGUGGCCGUGAUGCUCACGCUACCGGCGCCGCGCGCCGUGCGGAAGCAGAUCGUCGGGCUCACCUCGAUGCUCCUGCAGCCAUUCGCCGGGAUACUCCCCUUCGCGGCCUUCCAGCUCCUCGAUAUCUACUGGAAGCAGGAGCACAGGCUGAUGUGCACCUCCGAGAUUUGCACCGCUGACGAGCGUAUCCGCUUUGAGAAAUCCAUCUUCAAAGCCCAGAGGAAUGUCAUUCUUUGUGUUUCAGCAUGCCUCCUUUACUGGUGCAUUUUCCGUAUUUGCAAGUACAACAAGGAUAUUAAGGCAUUGGAGGAGACCGAGAAGCGCCUCAAGGAAGAGUAGAUUCAUCACAGUUACAGGUGGAUUUUGUGCGCUAUUCCUGCCCUUCAGUUGUAUGCAGAUAGUUAUGUGGAAUUUCCGGUGUAUAUUGUUCGCCUCGAGGCAGAAAGAAUGUUACCUUAGAAUCUUCGGUAUUAAUCAUCUUUCUCGUUUAAUUGAAACACGUCUGUUUUUCCCUGUUUUAACUUAGAAUGAUGUGUACCAAGAAGACAUGUGAACCAGUGAGCCCUGGUCAUCCUUCAAUUCAACCGUUUGAACAUUUGCCUGUAUGUUGUCUGAACAUCCAUUUACUGGCCUUCCCACGGUCAUCGCUGUUGAAUUGGUCAGGUAUUUGUUUGGAAUUGUA
This is a messenger RNA of Oryza brachyantha (malo sina), 948 nucleotides long. RefSeq lists its product as uncharacterized. Gene Ontology annotation, cellular component: endoplasmic reticulum membrane; endoplasmic reticulum. Lineage: Eukaryota; Viridiplantae; Streptophyta; Magnoliopsida; Poales; Poaceae. The transcript is spliced from 5 exons. The record is from RefSeq and is a predicted model, not a curated record. Bases 216 to 605 code for a protein of 129 amino acids. Gene Ontology annotation, biological process: intracellular protein transport; endoplasmic reticulum to Golgi vesicle-mediated transport.